CUCAGACAUAGCGAGAGAGACCGCAACAAGCGAGCGGUGUUGAUGCUAUUUUGUGGAUUGCUAAAUGAGUUGAAACUAUAUAGAGAGUUAUUUUCAAGUUUUUGCUUUAUAAUAGAGUCGUAGUAGGAUCCAAGAUGUUUGGUUUUCACAAGCCGAAGAUAUACCGGAGUUUAGACGGCUGUUGCAUCUGCAGGGCCAAGUCCUCGAGUUCGCGCUUCACGGACAGUCAGCGCUACGAGAGAGACCUCCAGAGCUGCUUCGGGCUGUGCGAAGCUCGCGCGGGGGAUAUAUGCAACGCCUGCGUCCUGUUGGUGAAGCGCUGGAAGAAGCUCCCGGCGGGAUCCAAAAAGAACUGGAAUCAUGUGGUGGACGCGAGGGGCGGGUCGAGCCCGAAGGUCACGGUGAGGCCCAAGCAGGUGAAGUCCCGGUCCGGGAGGGCGCGGCCGGGCCAGAUCAGCCGCAUACAGGACGAGCUGAAACGACACCACUCUGACGCUCACAGCACUACCUCCAGUAUGUCGCCGGCUCAGUCUCCCGGCUACAGUAACCUGUCCGACGAAGGUUCGGAUGCCGAACUCGCUCCGGGCUCCAGCCGUUCCCCGGUGUUCUCCUUCCUGGACCUCACCUACUGGAAGAGGCAGAAGGUGUGCUGCGGCAUCAUAUACAAGGGCCGUUUCGGAGAGGUGCUCAUCGACCCCCAUCUCUUCAAGCCCUGCUGUGGGAAGACCCAGGAGCACGAGCAGGAUCGGCAGCAGCAGCAGGAGGAGGAGGAAGAGGAGGAGGAGGAAGAUGCCCGAGAGCGAGAGAGAGGAGAGGGCGGGGAUGUCCGACGACCGCUGGGCGCACUGUCACCCGCCCAUGUCAAAGAAGAGGCAGCUGAGGUGGACGCGGUUUGGUGACUUCACACCAGCAAUUGGGUGUGACUGCGCACGCAU
Messenger RNA from Conger conger (European conger), 935 nucleotides. Its product is annotated as SIN3-HDAC complex-associated factor-like. Lineage: Eukaryota; Metazoa; Chordata; Actinopteri; Anguilliformes; Congridae. Bases 135 to 899 code for a protein of 254 amino acids. The record is from RefSeq and is a predicted model, not a curated record. Gene Ontology annotation, biological process: negative regulation of cell migration. The transcript is spliced from 6 exons.